AUGACGGGCAUCUUCACUGGAUUUUUCAUCGGUCUCGUUGUGAUUUCAUUGGUGUCGAAUGCUCGCCGGAACGGAACCAUUCUUCUUCCAGGGUCCUCCCGUAAUUUCGAGCAGUGGCUCAAUUUAGAAAACCUCCGAAUACUCGCGAAGCCGUCGAGCAGCAGCGUUCCAAUUGCUCAAUAUCUUUACGACCGGGUACAGAUCUCUUGCGUAGUUUUGAGCUCGAAGCAGCGGCAAGCUCGCGCAGUAAUCGGGACUUGGGGCCGGCACUGCAACUCGCUGAGUUUUGUCGCCGAUUUCGAGGACAAAUAUGUGCCAGUCGAUCUCAAAGCUUCGUUGCAAGACCCGCACAUCCUUUGCCUUACGCUUCACAAAUUCGCCGAGAAGCGCUUCGUCGCCGACAAGAAUCAAUGGUUGCUGCUGGCAGACGACAUGACUUUCGCCGUCGUGGAAAAUCUCAGAUAUCUAGUCGCUCCUUUGAAUACUAGCGAAAAUUACUACCUGGGUCACGCAGUCACCCGACGAACGCUGCGAGGGAGCGAGCUGAUCGUCAACGUGUUGAGCGGCGGAAUCGUACUGAGCCAAGGUGCGGUGCUCGCACUCCUAUUGGCGCUGAGCCCAGAUUGCAAUGAACGAAAAGAGGAGGAGCAUUUCGAUGUGACAAUAGCUCAAUUACUUAUGGGAACGGACGCUACUCUGUUAGACACUCGCGACUCGAGCGGAUCGACCAGAUUUCUGGCGCGACCUGUUGAGAAGCUUCUGAUCGAGAAAAGUGUAUCGCCGUAUGAUAAAUUCGUGGAAGAAUCGAUAUUUGCCCCGAAAUUGGGAAAACGCUGUUGCAGCGCUAACGCAAUCACAUUUCACGGAGUCGAUGCUUUGGACAUGCACUUCUUCGAGUACCUGGUCAACAGAGUUCAAAUCGGGAAGUCAAGUAACUCAUCGCCACCGUUGCGGAGCGAAGACAUACCCCCUGUUAUUCUGGAAG
Molecule: messenger RNA, 985 nt
Organism: Galendromus occidentalis (western predatory mite)
Lineage: Eukaryota; Metazoa; Arthropoda; Arachnida; Mesostigmata; Phytoseiidae
Product: glycoprotein-N-acetylgalactosamine 3-beta-galactosyltransferase 1
Exons: 4
Cellular component (GO): membrane
Molecular function (GO): N-acetylgalactosaminide beta-1,3-galactosyltransferase activity
Source: RefSeq, a predicted model, not a curated record